GCCCGUCCCGGUGCCGGCGGGGCGGAGCGGAGCGGGGCGGGCAGCAUGGUGGUGGCGGUGGCGGGGCGGCGGGCGCUGCGGGCCGGGCUGGCGCUGGGCGCGCUGGCGCUGGUGCUGCAGGGGCUGCGGGGCUGGUUGGCCUCCAAGCGGUACGAGUUCAACCCGGCCGAGAUCGCACAGCUCGCACGGCACCACGCUGGGCUGGACCAUGAGCUGGCUUUCUCAAGGAUCAUUGUGGAGCUACGGAAGAAGCACCCGGGCCACAUCCUGCCAGACGAGGACUUGCAGUGGGUGUUUGUGAACGCGGGUGGGUGGAUGGGCUCCAUGUGUCUCCUGCACGCCUCGCUCACUGAGUAUGUGCUGCUCUUCGGGACGGCUGUUGACACUGGGGGCCACUCAGGUCGGUACUGGGCAGAUAUCUCUGACACUGUCAUCUCGGGGACCUUUCGGCAGUGGAAGGAGGGGACCACCAGAAGUGAGAUCUACUAUCCAGGGGACACCAUCGUGCACCAGGCAGGAGAGGCCACGUCGGUGCAGUGGAGCGCAGGCACCUGGAUGGUGGAGUAUGGCCGGGGCUUCAUCCCCUCCACGCUCGCCUUUGCCCUGGCUGACACCCUCUUCAGCACUCAGGACUUCGUCACCCUCUUCUACACCCUGCGUAUCUACGCCAAGGGCCUGCUCCUGGAAGCCAGUGCCUUCUUCAGCACCAUGGGCUGCUGAGCUCAGCUGCCGGGGCGCCCUGCUGUGCACAGCUGGCUCCUCCCAACCUUCCUCUCCUCCCAACCUUACUCUCCUCCUCCUCUUCCUCCCUGAGCCCAGGCUCUAGCAGAGGCAGCAGGAGACCCCCCCCAUGCCUUCCCUACAUUGCUCUGUUGUUCCCCGUGGGCCAGCUGGGUGCCAGGACAGAGGGACUGUGGUGGUCACAGCAAUACAGACCGCCAGUUCUCUUCA
This is a messenger RNA of Pezoporus occidentalis (night parrot), 951 nucleotides long. RefSeq names its product sigma non-opioid intracellular receptor 1 (gene SIGMAR1). Gene Ontology annotation, cellular component: endoplasmic reticulum. NCBI's taxonomy places the organism in Eukaryota, Metazoa, Chordata, Aves, Psittaciformes, Psittacidae. The record is from RefSeq and is a predicted model, not a curated record. Bases 46 to 720 code for a protein of 224 amino acids. The transcript is spliced from 4 exons.